CUCUGCACGUCAGGCCAGUUUGCAUGGCUUCAUCCUAAAGAUCAAGACCUAUAUGGUGUGGGAAUGGGACGUAUCUGAGUGCUUCCGAAUUUACCUCGCUUUGGGAUGCGAGAAAUAGCCGUUAACGGUCGUUUUACAGUCUGAACCAGGUGCACUGUGGGUAAAAAGUUGCGGUGUGUCAUUUUCGGCGAUGCUUUUAUGCGAAGACAACCCUGAGUGAUUCUGAUGAGCCGGAAAUUUGUAGAAAAGGAGACUUACAUUGAGGACAGAUUGGAUGCAUUUAUCACCAGAUACGAUGAACAUGGUGGAUGAUGGCUGCCUCUCAACGGACAACUACCAUGAUCUGGGUAAAGGCGGCGCUCCGGGGAUGGGAGGCCGCGUGCACAGCAUCGACGUGAUUCUGGGCUUCAAUAAGGACCAGGAUCCUCUUCUCAACCCGGUCGAACCUGUCGGGACACUCAAAGUGGAUGGAGCAGAUCUGGAGAAACAAGUGACCUCUGACCCCUACGGCCACCUGCAAAGUCUUCCGGAUAAUUCCCAGCAGUCAGCUGUGUAUCACGAUACUGGACUUUACUCCACAGAGAAGUGCGACGCAGAUUUGGGAGAUCCACGGAGCAAUGUGGAGAGCGACAGUCGCUCACCAGACGCUCCUGAUGAGGAUCAACCUAAAAAGAAACACAGACGCAACAGAACCACCUUCACCACCUAUCAGUUACACGAGCUGGAGCGCGCCUUUGAGAAGUCCCACUACCCGGAUGUGUACAGCCGAGAAGAGCUGGCGAUGAAAGUCAACCUCCCAGAAGUUCGUGUUCAGGUUUGGUUCCAGAAUCGACGUGCAAAAUGGCGGCGACAGGAAAAAAUGGACUCGGGAAGCAUGAAGCUCCAUGACUCGCCAAUGCUGUCCUUCAACCGAGCGGCCAUGGCGCCCAACGUUGGGCCGAUGUCUAACUCUCUUCCUCUGGACCCCUGGUUGUCCAGUGCCACUCCCAUGCACAGCAUCCCAGGCUUCAUGGGACCCGGCCAAAGCCUCCAGCCGUCCUACACGGGCCACCCUGGCUUCCUGAACACUUCUCCAGGCAUGGUGCAGGGAAUGCAACCCAUGCCACCACCUCCUUACCAGUGUCCAUUUAAUGACAAAUACCCAGAUGUGGACCACGGCUCUAGCAUCGCAGCUUUGAGGAUGAAGGCCAAGGAGCACAUUCAGUCCAUGGACAAAACCUGGCAACCCAUGUAAUGGGGAGCCAGUGUUGGGGGAUCUCAUAGACAUUUGGAUGCAUUUAAAAAAAAAUGACUAGCAUCAUUAGGGUUCACCCGAGUUUGAUUUGAAGGACCUUUGAGAAUAUUCUCUUAACACAACAUACUUGGAUUUACGCCGAUGGUCAAACCUGCUUGGUGCAUUGCUUUCAUUUUGGCAACGAACAAGGUUGCCAAAUCUGCACGGAAUGGGGCUAUUUCUGCUCUGGGUUGUUUUUUAGUCCACAGUUUAAAGCGAUCUCGUCCACCCCGGAAUGGAAUUAGACAAUAAAUUGGGCUGUGUUUAUGUGCAGACUCAGACAAAGCACAGACUGUUUGGGAUCGUGGCAUCUGAAGCAAGGCGUUUCUUACUUCUACAAAUGUCGAGCUCCUCUGGUUUCCAGUCGGUGGCAUGCUUCUCUGCUCCUCCGGGUCGAAGAGUCACAAUAACAAGUUUGGGUCAUUUAACAGGAGAACGCAGCUCAGGACAACUGAUACCUCAAUGCCACGUUCAGAGGUUACAUUCAUGUUCUACCAUCUAGACAUGAGAAAUGAUUUAAGAAAUCACUUGACUUUGUUUAAAGGAAAUGACUUCGAUCAAACAAACUUAAACCGAGAUACAGAAUGAUUUUAGAAUUGUAACUUUAAAUGAGUAUUUGCAUUAUCAUGUUUCUAAUUCAAUAGCACAUGUUUCACCCGUGCCACAUUCCUGUUUGCCAUUCAUCAUGAUCAUAUAGUCAUAUAAAAUGAGUCUGAGGUUUAACGUUUCAGUGUCUGUGGGGGCUGUUUCAAACACUGAUGGGCAAAUUCAAAAAUGGUGAAUGUUUAUGAAGAAAGUUUGUUAUAUUUCACCCCAAAAACAAGAGGAUUUUUGGAAUUGAAAAUAUCUUCAGUGUUUAAAUCAAAGUGUCACAGCUUACCCCAAAUCACACAUCCACAGCCAACAAACAAACACUGAAUAGUGAUUCGGUCCAGGAGUUCAAUUCACUUCAAUUCAAUUCGAGUUUAUUUGCCACUUGUCCACUUUAAGCAAUGCUAAGAGAUCCUGAAACGAAGUAAGUGCAAACAAAAAGAAAAGAAAAACAGGGCAUGUAUGAUAUCCACAUCUGCUUAGCAGAAGCGUUUGCAAUGCACUUGAAAAGUAUUUUGGACAGACGUCACACUAAAAAUUGAUUUGUCCUUGCAUUAGAUAAAAAAAUAUCAAAGCAAAUGACAUUUAUGUUAAAUAAAGAUAGUUGAGUACACUUUUCCAGCAAACAAUUUGACAGAAACAAGUGAUAAAAUGAGAGAUCUAGAAAAAAUGUAGACUAAAAAGCAGACAAUUGAUCUAUUGAAUGACAUUCACAAAUACUGUCUAAGGACUUGUCAUCAGCACAGAAGCUUUGUGAGGUCAUUAGCGCAUGCUGUCGUAGCCGGUGUGUGUGUGUGUGUGUGUGAGGACGCAGAACGAGCGGCUCCCCGCCGGGACUCUUCAUUGUUUAAGAUUAUCGAUCGCCCCUCUGCUCUGAAUUAACGGGCGUCCCAGCCAGGUGUCAGAACUGCUGCAUGUCAUUUAAAUGUGCAACACUGUCCCUCCAAACAAACUGUGUCUUAUCAUUAUCCUUCUCAGUUCUAGCCGGUGGUAUCAUGAUAUUCUGAAGACUCUGUGGGCUCUGUAACUAUGCAAAGAGGGGAAAAAAAUAUUAUACACAUUUUUUAUGCACUGUGAUGAUGCAAAUGGUACAAAACUAAAUUGUUUCUACAGUAUGUGUGACGUUUUGUUUAUUUUGUAGGUGUGUAUUCAAGAGUGUUAUUAAUAAAAUAGAGUUCUUAUUAAAGCACGGUUUAUGGAUUUCUGUGAACAGCGAUGAAGCCAAAGAAGAUAGUAUUUUUUUUUAAAGACGUGUACACUUAGACCUAGAGCUGGUUUCUGUCACAGUCGUUGCAGCUUUAUCAGUGCAUGCAUAUAAAUUGUCUUUAUGUUUGUUACAGUGUUUUGGGGGCGGGACAUUUGAAUGUUAUUAAAUGUCUUUAGAAUUUUCCUUUUA
This is a messenger RNA of Carassius auratus (goldfish), 3260 nucleotides long. RefSeq names its product retinal homeobox protein Rx2-like. The transcript has 4 exons. Gene Ontology annotation, molecular function: RNA polymerase II cis-regulatory region sequence-specific DNA binding; DNA-binding transcription factor activity, RNA polymerase II-specific. Gene Ontology annotation, biological process: positive regulation of transcription by RNA polymerase II. The coding region runs from base 275 to 1234 and encodes 319 amino acids. Lineage: Eukaryota; Metazoa; Chordata; Actinopteri; Cypriniformes; Cyprinidae. The record is from RefSeq and is a predicted model, not a curated record.